CACUUGUCGAGACGUGGGUUAUUUCCAAUUGGAAUUGCAUUGUACAUAGUUGAACCCAGCCUUUUCUCUACAGAAGUGAGAGAUUUCGACUUCAAUAAUCCCCAACCAAUGGCCAAAUUUACAAGGGAAUUAUGGGACUCGGAAAGCCGACGCAUUUGCAGACACCACCUUGAGGCAGGCUGUUUUACAACUUCAAACUGCCCUCUCCAGGAAAUUCAGCCUUGAGUUUUUAACGACGUGUUCGCCCUUCAUCCUUUGAUUUGGCUUCAGAUCCUGUCAUUGUUCCGCUCUUGAACUGUAGAUACUAUACUCCUCUUCAACCAGCAUUUUAUCCCUUUUCAUAUAAUCAAACGAUGGCUGCAGCUCCUAAUCUGGAGAUGAUGAAUGAGCAAGAAGCUCUUCAGGAUGUUUUGGAUCCAGACAUUGUUCCGGAACCUGUUCAAGCAGCUGUUAAAGGAAGGAAAAGAAGAAAUAAGUCUACUAAAUCUACUGAACCCAAAAAAUCUGCUGCUAAACCUGUAAAAUCUAAAGGGAAACAGGAAAAAAUCACAGAUAGUUUCAAAGUCAAAAGAAAAGUUGAUCGGUUUAAUGGUGUUUCUGAAGCUGAACUGUUGACCAAAACUCUUCCUGAUAUAUUGACCUUCAAUUUGGACAUUGUAAUUAUUGGUAUAAAUCCAGGUUUAAUGGCAGCCUACAAAGGCCAUCAUUAUCCAGGACCUGGAAACCAUUUCUGGAAAUGCCUUUUCAUGUCUGGGCUAAGCAAAGAGCAGUUGAAUCAUAUGGACGAUCAUACUUUGCCACAUAAAUACGGUAUUGGAUUUACAAAUAUGGUGGAAAGGACAACACCAGGUAGUAAAGACCUUUCCAGCAAAGAAUUUCGGGAAGGAGGACGUAUUCUAGUGCAGAAAUUGCAGAAGUAUCAACCUAAAAUAGCUGUUUUUAAUGGAAAAUGUAUUUACGACAUUUUUAGUAAAGAAGUUUUUGGAGUGAAGGUGAAAAAAUUAGAAUUUGGACUGCAGCCACAUAAGGUUCCAGAUACAGAAACACUUUGCUAUGUGAUGCCAUCAUCCAGUGCAAGAUGUGCUCAGUUUCCUCGUGCACAGGAUAAAGUUCAUUAUUAUAUAAAGCUCAAAGAAUUAAGGGAUCAAUUGAAGGGGGUUACAUCAGCUGCUGAGGUCCAGGAAGUGCAGUAUACAUUUGACUUGCAGCUUGCCCAAGAGGAAGCUAAGAAGAUGGCUGUCAAAGAAGAAAAAUAUGAUCCGGGGUAUGAAGCAGCCUAUGGAGGAGCUUAUGGGGAGAAAACAACCUCUGAGAAUGAACAGUGUACCUUCCCUGCAAAUGGAACAGCAACCAGCAUGGAGUACAGCAGUGGCUCUUCCUUUGGUGAUGUGCCCAAUGGACAGUGGAUGACGCAAACGUUCACAGAUCAGAUUCCUGAAUUUAGCCUCUCAAGACCACAAGAAGGAGGAAGAGUCAGUACUUAGAAUCAACUCUAUGUGCUACAGUAGCUUUUUAAUGCAGUUGUCAAGAAUGGUACCUCAGUUCUCCAACUGAAGCAUUUUAAUAGCAUUGUACCUCUUACUUUUUCUUAGGAUGAGUCAUUUUUGGUAGAUGAAUUAGAUUAAUUUAAAGAAAUGUCCUUUGUUAGAGAAAAGGUUUCUCUCCCCACUUUUUUUUGUAUAGGGUUUUUAUAGCUAAAAUUAUUCCAUUGUUGCAGUUUUAGCAAACUGAUUUCUCAUUUGUGAUGUCCAAUGUCUUGUUUUAAAUCUGUAUUUUGUAAGAUACUCUGUGGAGUUAUAUUUUUAAGGUAUCCCUCCCUGGGUGUUGGGAUAUUCCUUAUGUGUGCUCAUACAUCUGAAUGAAAGGGGGAAAAUGCUGAUUUAACACUGUUACCAAUCAGUAACAUAGCAAGAUAGUAAAAAUGCAAGCCCACCCAUUAAGAGAAAUAACUCAGAAGGAACUCCAGUUUAGUUUACCUCUCCUUUCACAAAGGGGACUAGAUUCCUAAUUCACCCUGGGUCUUAUUGCUGGUGGUUAAAUGUGAAAACUGCAUCUGUUGAAAAGUGUUGAGGUUGAGCCAGGUUAUCUCCACGUUUACCCUUAAGUUCAAAUAUAUUUUUCAGGGACCUAAUUCUGUAUUUUUCAUUUCUGGUUACUGUUAUUUCAGUUGCAGUUCCUCUUCCCCCUCCCUGUACCACUCUGCUUUUAAUUCAUUCCCAAAUGAUUUCGGCCAUGAGUUAUGUACUGGAUAUGGUGAUCUAUAGGCUUAGGUUGCAGCCAAUUUCAGAUGGGAUUGCUGGUGUCACUAAAUGGUUCACCUUGAGUAAAACGAUGCUUUCUAUGCAGUUGAUGUGACUAAUUUUAUAUUUAUCACUCUGAGUUAGGCUUAGAGAAGGAAAGAUGUGAGAACAGGAGUUGCACUAUUUUUUCUGUGAUGCUGCACUGUUCUGCUUGUGUAGAAGAGGAUAUGCACUGUUAGCACAUUCUGCAUGCUGUUCUGAAUUUGCAGCGCAGACAGACUGUGACCGUUGUCUUUCUAAAAACGAAGCUCGUACUGAGAAUGUGUGUGCUACCUAUGCCUUCCAUCCUCCUCCAGCAUCCUUUCUUCUUGAGGGGUAGAGAUAAAAGCAAUAAGAGAAGUAAACAGAGUUUUUCAUAUUCUAUUGGUUAGGUGUUUUGGAUACUUGAAUUAUGCACCAGAACUUUAUUUCCGUGUGUAUAUAAUUUAGAUAAUUAUUCAACUACUUCACAAACAGCUGGAAAUACUUAAAAUGUCUUACUCUAUUGGCAUUAGGAAGUAUGGGUUGAAUGGAUCAAUUUAAAGCAGAAUCAUAGCUUGCUAGUCACUUUGGAACUUUUCCAGAGUGUUUUGAUUUGCUGCUCAUUAAAAGAUGAGCAUAUUUAUGACUUGCCACAAAAUCAUGUACAUUAAUCCUCCAACGCAAUUCUCUUUAACAUUAAGAUGUGUAUCUAGUUCUGAUCAUGUUGGUUAGUCUCUGUGGAAAUUCCAUGUCAACGAUCUAGUACAUUCAUUUGUAGCACAAUCUUAUGCAUGUUUAUUCAAGUUGAGCUCCACUAUAUUCUACAAGGUUCACUUCCUAGUAAGUGUGCUUAAGAUUGCACACUUACGUGUCACUGUUUACAUGGAUACUUUCUUGCAAGCGCUUGAAGUGCCUUGCAUCAGGGAUCUGGAACAAUUUUUAAAAAAGAGAAUUACAGUAUUUUGCUGCAGAUCAUGCAUAGCUCGCUAUUGUGAUGUGAAAAGGGGAAUAACUUGUUUUGAAAGAAACAUCCAGGUUAAUGAGAAAUGAAUGCACAUCAGUUCUAGAAUAUGGUGCUUUAAAAUGUAUUUAAUACGUCUGAUCUGCCAUUUUUAUGCAAAAAAACAGGAAUUGUUAUAAUAUUUUCUGGUGCUUUAUUGUAACAUUGUUUAAAAGUCAAUGAUUAAUUGUAUUUGUGCUGUUACAACAACACAAUCCUAAAUUAUUUGAAAUAAAAUAAUGGAUGCUUAA
Messenger RNA from Candoia aspera, 3512 nucleotides. It is a transcript of the gene TDG, whose product is annotated as thymine DNA glycosylase. Gene Ontology annotation, biological process: base-excision repair, AP site formation. Bases 354 to 1484 code for a protein of 376 amino acids. NCBI's taxonomy places the organism in Eukaryota, Metazoa, Chordata, Lepidosauria, Squamata, Candoiidae. Gene Ontology annotation, cellular component: nucleus. Gene Ontology annotation, molecular function: pyrimidine-specific mismatch base pair DNA N-glycosylase activity; uracil DNA N-glycosylase activity. The transcript has 10 exons. The record is from RefSeq and is a predicted model, not a curated record.